This is a messenger RNA of Anas platyrhynchos (mallard), 3593 nucleotides long. The record is from RefSeq and is a predicted model, not a curated record. Lineage: Eukaryota; Metazoa; Chordata; Aves; Anseriformes; Anatidae.
GCGGAUGGCGCCGCCGCCGCUCCAGGCCCCGCCGCGCUGACCGGGGGGGGGGGGUCCCGGGGCCACCGGGAGGAACGGGAGACCCCCACCCAACCGGGUUUGGGCGGGGGGGGGGCGGAGCGGGCUAAUUGGGGAGAACCGGGUUAAAGGGGACCGGACUGGGCUGAACGGGACCGGACGGGGCUGAACUGGAACGGACUGGGCGGAACGGGACCGGACCCGGCUGAGGGGUCCCCGGGGGUGCCGAGGGGACCCCCGUCGGGGUGGGGGGGUGGGGGGGGUCCGGGCAGGGCCGAUGGCGGAGCCGCUGCUGCGGAGGACCUUCUCCAGGCUGCGGGGCCGGGACCGCCCGCGCAGGAAGAAAUCGGAUGGCAAAGAGCGAGAGCAUCCUCCGCCAAGCCCCGAGUCGCCGGCGGACCCCGAGGCGGCCCCGGUGUCACCGGAGCCGGCAGCGCCCCGCAAGCAGAACUGGGCCCGUUUCUCCUGCGGCGCCCGCGAUGAGCCCGGCGGGAGGGGGGUGACGGCUCCCAAAGCUUCCCCGGAGCCGGGGGAGGCCGGCGAGCUGGAUCCGGCCACCAGCACCCCCUGGCCAGGCCUGGAGCCCCCCGGCGAGGAGCCCCCCGAGCCGGCGGAGGAGGCCGAAGCAGCCAACGGCUCCGUGGAGCUCGGUGGUCCCAGCAGGAGCCCGGGGCACGGCGCCUACCUGCAGAGCCUGGAGCGGAGCAGCCGGCACUGGGUCCUGUCCUCGGCGAAGGCACCGGGGCUGGACGAGGCUGGUGGCGGCGGGGCCGAGGCCGAGGCCGGUGGGGCCGGCAGCGAGGGCGAGAUCUGGUACAACCCCAUCCCCGAGGACGAGGACCCCCCGAAGGCGAGCGGGGAGGACGUCCCCUGGGGGGGCAGAGGGGCGGCGGAGAGCCCCGGGGCCCGCGGCGCGGAGGAGCCGGCGGCUGGCAGGACGCAGGCCUGUGCAAAGAUGCCCAUCCCCUGCGUGAGCCUGGGGACGGGGCUGUCCCCCCCGUCCCCCCCCGCCAGCCCCGGUGCCACCAAGAAGGGCCGCUCGCUCAGCAAAGUGAAGUCCCCGGGGACCGUGCGCCGCCUCUCCAUGAAGAUGAAGAAGCUGCCGGAGCUGCGGAGGAAGCUGAGCCUGCGCAGCCCCCGGCCGCGGGGCCAGGAGGGGGGCACCUCACCCUGCGACGCCCGCAAGGAGUCCAGCAACGUCAUCAGCCGCUACCACCUCGACACCAGCGUGGCCUCGCUGCCCCGCGCCAAGGCGGCCAGCAAGGGCGGCUACUUGAGCGACGGCGACUCCCCGGAGCUGCCGGCCAAAACCGGGGCGCACGCGGAGCCGGAGGAUGGGGAGAGCGGGCUGGACGUGGGCGCGUUCCGGCCCUACAGCUGCGGGGAGCUGCCCCGGGGCGGGCAGCACAUCUCCGGGCUGGUCAGCGUCCACCUCUACGGCGUGCGGGACCUGAAGCCGCCGCGAGCCGAAGCCCGGGAGGUUUUCUGCGUGCUGCAGGUGGACGCGGCCAACAGGGCCCGCACGGCUCUGCUGCCCUGCAAGGCGGCUUUCCUCGGCCUCAACCACACCUUCAACCUGGAGCUGGAGGGCGCCCAGCUCCUCAAGGUCAUCGUCUUCUCCUGGGACCCCUCCUCCUGCCGCAACCGCCUCUGCUGCCACGGCACCGUCGUCCUGCCCCACAUCUUCCGAGGCUGCCGGGCGCAGCAGCUGGCGGUGCGGCUGCAGCCUCGCGGCGUCCUCUUCUCCAAAUUCACCCUGGUGGAGCAGUGGGACGGCCCCGGCGAGUGCGAGCCCCGCGUCUUCGGCGUGGAGCUGGGGCAGCUGGUGGAGAGGGAGAAUUCGGCCACCAAGGUGCCGCUGCUGAUCCAGAAAUGCGUGGCCGAGAUCGAGAAGCGGGGGCUGAAGGUGGUGGGGCUGUACCGGCUCUGCGGCUCGGCCGCCGUCAAGAAGGAGCUGCGCGACGCCUUCGAGAGGGACAGCGCGGCCGUGACGCUGUCUGAGCAGCUCUACCCUGACAUCAACGUCAUCACGGGGAUCCUCAAGGACUACCUGCGGGAGCUGCCCACGCCGCUCAUCACCCCCACGCUCUACCACGUCGUGCUGGAGGCCAUGGCCAAGCGGCCCCCCCGAACCCCCCCGGGCGAGCGGGACGCCGUCACCCUGCUCGACUGCCUGCCGGACGUCGAGAAGGCCACGCUGACGCGGCUCCUGGACCACCUCAGCCUGGUGGCCUCCUUCCACGACUUCAACCGCAUGAACCCGCAGAACAUCGCCGUCUGCUUCGGGCCCGUGCUGCUCACCCAGAGCCAGGAGCCUCGGCGCGGCGGCACCAGCGGCGCCCGCAGCUACGCCCACAGCGAGGACAUCGCCAGCGCCGUCGAUUUCAAGAGGCACAUCGAGGUGCUGCACUACCUGCUGCAGGCCUGGCCGGCCCCCCGCUCAUCCCCGGCCCCCCAAAUCUGCGAGGAGGAGGCGCCGCCCGGCCGCCCGCGGCAGCCAGCGCUGCACUUGGAGCUGCUGGACACGGCGGUGGUGGCUCGCCACCGCCCCCGGGGACCCGAGAGCCCCCCCAGCAACCGCUACGCCGGCGACUGGAGUGUCUGCAGCCACCAGUUUGGGGGCUACGACGAGGUGGUGGCGGCGGCGGCGGCCGGUGAUGGCGAGAGCCGGGCCGCCCACCGGCGGACCCUCUUCGUGGCCGAUUUCGGCCUCGGUGACGAGCCCGAGGCGCCCUUCGGCCCCCGGCUCAACCUGAAGGACUUCGACGCGCUCAUCCUGGACCUGGAGCGGGAGCUGGCCAAGCAGAUCAACGUCUGCCUGUGACGGCGCCGCCGGGGGGGGGAGCGACCCAAAACGCAGCACUUGCCUCUCGUUGCCUUCGAUUUGCACAGCGCCGAGCAGGAGGGACCCCCAAGAAAAAGGUGAUGCUGUCUUUGGGGGGGGGGCCCUGGCCCCAUCGAGCAGCCCCCUGCCCCCCAAAACUGGCUGCACGCCCCCCCCCCCACGCAUCCACGUGCCGUUUUGGGGGGGAUUUUGGAGGUUCGGUGCCUCUUGCUCGGCUUCUUAUGGCCAAAUUUUGCCCUCAAGUGCCUGUUCGCCCCUUUUCCCCUUCCAAAGCCCCCCCAUGGGUGCCCCCCCCUCCAAAAUCAGUAUUGACAAGGGUCCAUGACCUCCAUCGCUCAGGCUACGGGGGGGGGGCAACCUCUCCCCUUCCCCAUCAUCCACCCACCCCCUUCCCUGCUCACGAGGGCUCCCCAAAAUCCCCUCCCUGUUGCUGGCCCCCUGAGGAGGGUGAUGGCUCUCCCUCAGGGGUGGCAGCAAAGACCCCCCAGCCCCCCCACACUUUUUUUUCUGCCCCCCCCCGGGGGGGUGCUGCCGGUACGGGAGCGCUGAGCUUUUAUUUAUUACUCCAGCUUCGUGUGCGUGCGCGUGGACGGGUGGCCCGUGGCGGUUGCCUUCACCGCAGCCUGCAGAAAAAAGCCCUUUUCACCCCCAAAAUGAACCCAGCACCAGUGUUAUGGGGGCGGGGAGGGAGGGAGCCAAAUUAAUUCCUCUCCCCCCCCCUAAAAAAAAA